This is a messenger RNA of Metarhizium acridum CQMa 102, 414 nucleotides long. RefSeq lists its product as uncharacterized. Lineage: Eukaryota; Fungi; Ascomycota; Sordariomycetes; Hypocreales; Clavicipitaceae. The record is from RefSeq and is a predicted model, not a curated record.
AUGGCUGUGAAUGAACCAACAAUGCUGAAGGAGAAGGAGCGCAAUCAGCCAGGCAGCGAGUCCGAGAAUGAAAACCAAGAAGACGACACUGGGCCGCACGUCAGCAACGAGAGCACUGCGGAGGAGGAGCAGGAGCAGAGCCUACAGCCAGCACGGCCUACCAAACCGGCGACAAGGAAGCGCAAGCGUCCUGUCAAUGACCCCUGGGAGGAGGAAGACAGGCAGAACCAGAUGAUUGCACGGCAGCAGCGCCAGCAGCAACAGAUGCCCGCGCCCAUGCCCCAGCAGCAAAUGAUGGCUGCGCCGAAGGACGAAAAGAAGAACCCGCUGAAGCUGCGUCUUGACUUGAACUUGGACGUGGAGAUUGAACUGCGUGCCAAGAUCCACGGCGACGUCACCCUUGCCUUGCUGUAA